This is a messenger RNA of Chara braunii, 879 nucleotides long. The record is from the annotation of a GenBank genome assembly. Lineage: Eukaryota; Viridiplantae; Streptophyta; Charophyceae; Charales; Characeae.
GGCGCGCACUGUUAAAAAAGGAUAAAAAAAGAAAAAAGGGGCGGGCAAUGGGAUGCCCAGCGGGAUGGCAGAUGUGCGGGCAGAGGAACGGAGCCCAGACCAGAGGUGAGCGGAGGCGGAGGAGAAGUGGCAGACGCCGAGUGGAAAGAGGAGAGGACAUGGCCAGAGGAGGCGGACGGGAGGCAGAGGGAUGGCGGAUGUGCGGGCAGCGGAACGGAGGCGAAGAGGAGAUGGCAGGAGGAGGCGUACGGGAGGUGGCAGAGGUGGAGAGGAGAUGGCGGGAGGAGGCGGAAGGGAGGUGGCGGAGGUGGAGAGGAGAUGGCGGGAGAAGGCGGACGGGAGGUGGCGAAGGUGGAGAGGAGAUGUUGGGAGGAGAUGACCAGAGGAGGAGGACAGGAGGUGGCCGACGGGAGGUGGCGGAGGCGGAGGAAAGGAGAUGGAGGGGAGAGGCGGACAGAGGUGGGUGGAGACGAAGGGGAGGUGGUCGGAGGUGGGCGAAGGUGGGCAGCGGCCAAGCGGAGGUGGCGCUCGCACACCCACACACACAAAAACAGGGGAUAGGGAGGUGGAGGCGGGAGAGGAGUUGUCGAGAGGAGAUGGCGGGAGGAGAUGGCGGGAGGAGGCAGACGGUAGGUGGCGUAGGCAGGGCAGGGAAGGAAAGAGAGAGGAUCUGGCGGGAGGAGGCAGAGGGGAGGUGGGUGGAGGCCAAGCGGAGGUGGGCGGAGGCCGAGCGGAGAUGGGCGGAGGCCGAGCGGAGGUGGGUGGAGACCAAGCGGAGGACCCAGCUGAGCAGGUACGAUCAGAACUGAAGAUGACCUCAAGGCAUCAUCCUGAAGCCCACAGCCACGCUAACGAGAUGAACAAACAAGUGCCAACAGC